Molecule: messenger RNA, 1899 nt
Organism: Vicia villosa (hairy vetch)
Lineage: Eukaryota; Viridiplantae; Streptophyta; Magnoliopsida; Fabales; Fabaceae
Exons: 2
Coding region: 1-1899 (632 amino acids)
Source: RefSeq, a predicted model, not a curated record
AUGUCUCAGAGUUCUCCCUCAAAGAAAUCUUCUCCUUCCUCUGAAACAGCAUCAGGAUCUAGGGCACCCAAUGUGGUGAGUGAUCAAGAUGUUGUAUUGAAUGUUGUACCAUUGAACUCUGUUCCUGCUACCGAUCCCGUUCGUAAUCCACCAAGAAAGAUGCAUGCAAGAAAAUCAACUGGUGGAUCUGUUCCAGAAACUUUUUCUGUUCAAGGUAGAGAGGGCUCUGCUUAUGUUCACAAUGCGAUUGCAGAUAUUGUCACAAGAAUCUUGAAUGAAGGGCACCAGGUUGAUGGAAUAUCUGUUCCUCUAGCCCAAAUUCCUGCCUCUGAGAACAGCAAAGAUGAUCAAGAUGGUCAAGAUGAUGCUAGCAAAGAUCAGGGUGAUGUUGAGACAUCUGUUGACAACAAUGAUGAGAAGACCCCUGGUGACAAAGAUGUUGAGACAUCUGAAGCUAUCAAUGUUGAAACAUCUGGUACUAAAGAUGCUGAGAUUCUUGAACCUGAGAAAGCUGAAGAGGUUCCUGUUGCUCCUUCUAAAGAAACCCCUAAUGAAGGCCCUACUGUGCAUGAUGUGGUGAAUCUGGAUGAUCUGGAUGAUUCUAUUGACAUUGCUGAUGAUGAGCUCAUCUCUAGCAUCUCUCAUAGAGUCAAGACUCGUAAGGGCAAACAGGUUUGUGAUCAAGAUCUUUCCAAACCUCAAGCUACUCCUCAAGUUACUCCUCAAAAGAAGGUCACUAUAAAGAAGAUCAAGAAGGUCCCUGCUGAACCUUCAACCACUGGGAGCAAGACUGCUGUGAAGAAGAGGAAGGAAAGAAGUGUUUUUGCCCCUGAAGAUGAUGUCUUAAGUGAUUUUGUUUAUCAAAGAAGGCUGGCUCUAGAAAGAGAAUUAGCUAAUGAUGCUCUGGAAUGUCAAGAGGUCAUAAAGCUCAUCAAGUCUGCAGGUUUGAUUAAAACUGUUACUCAUUUCUCUAAGUGUUAUGAAAUGCUUGUGAAGGAAUUUAUUGUGAAUUUGUCUCAUGAUUGUGGUGAUGGAAGAACUGAUAAUUUUCAUAAGGUGUAUGUUAGAAGAAAGUGUAUAGAUUUUUCCCCUGCUGUUAUCAACCUAUAUCUAGGUAGAGAUGUUGAGGCUCAACCUGAGCUUGAAGUGACUGAUAAUGAGGUGUGCAAGGUAAUCACUGGUGGUAAGGUUAAGAAGUGGCCCAUAAAAAGCAAACUGUCUGCUAGUUCUCUUAAUGUCAGGUAUGCAUUGCUGCACAAAAUUGGUGCUGCUAACUGGGUGCCUACCAAUCACACUUCUACCAUUGCUGUUGGCCUAGGAAGAUUCAUAUAUGCUGUGGGAACCAAGACAAAAUUUGACUAUGGGACUUACAUAUUUGAUCAAACUAUGAGGCAUGUUGGUACCUCUGCUACCAAGCUUCCCAUUGCUUUCCCAUCUCUGAUAUGUGGGAUAAUCCUCAAGCAACACCCUGGAAUUCUGAAAAGUAAAGAUUCUGUAUGUAAGAGGGAGAGUGCUUUGUCUUUUCACUACAAGCUGCUGCAGAGGUCUGAUGACAUAACAUCUGCUGGGACAUCACAACCCAGCAAGUCUGUGAACAAAGCUCUUCUUAUUGCUGAGCUGAAAGAGACCUGUCAAGAGUUGGACAACAGGAAGCUGAAACUUGAAAAGCUCAUCCAGAGUCUUGAGCAGUCCACAGAUGAUGGCCUUGCUGGUGAAAAGGAUGGUGACAAUAUGGAUGAAGACAAAGGUGCUGAGGAAGGUGCUGAGGAAGAGGCUGAGGAUGCUGAGGCUGAGGGUGCUGAAAGUGGGAGUAGUGAUGCUGCUGAAGAGACUAGUAGCUCAAGUGAUGACAAUCCUGGUGGCUCUAGUGAUGAAGACAGUGAUGGGUCUGAUGAUUAG